Dicentrarchus labrax (European seabass) is the source of this 5132-nucleotide messenger RNA. It is a transcript of the gene tmem170a, whose product is annotated as transmembrane protein 170A. Gene Ontology annotation, cellular component: endoplasmic reticulum membrane. The transcript has 3 exons. Gene Ontology annotation, biological process: endoplasmic reticulum tubular network organization. NCBI's taxonomy places the organism in Eukaryota, Metazoa, Chordata, Actinopteri, Moronidae. The record is from RefSeq and is a predicted model, not a curated record. The coding region runs from base 108 to 524 and encodes 138 amino acids.
UGCUAACUAGUCUUGCGUCAGGAUCGAGCCUUCGCAAAUCCCUCUCAUGGUUGUACACGUCUGCUGGCCAUCUUUCACUCAUGCAGUGUCCAGUAUCGGCUUGAGACAUGCAGGACAGGUAUAGCGAGAUAGGCUUCGUCCAGCAAAUACUCGGUUUGAAUCUAGUGCCGAGAAAAAAUGCCACACUCCACGGCAAUGACACGUCUCUCAGCGACUUCUCAGAGAUGUGGUAUGGAGUGUUUCUGUGGGCAGCGGUCUCCUCUCUGGUGUUCCACCUGCCUGCGGCUCUGCUCGCCCUCGCCACGCUGCGCCAGCACAAGAUGGCCCGGUUUAUGCCCAUUGCCAUCCUCCUCAUGGGCAUCGUGGGACCAGUUUGUGGGGGAGUCCUCACCAGUGCAGCCAUAGCGGGUGUGUACAAGGCCGCCGGAAAGAAGAUGAUCUCUUUGGAGGCUCUUGUUUUUGGUGUCGGACAGUCGUUCUGCGUCCUCCUUAUCUCCUUCCUCAGGGUACUUGCUACCCUUUAGCAGUGCUGUGACCCACCCGGCUGACCCUCGCACUGCCUGCCUGACACCAGUCGCACCUUCUAGAGAUGGGACCUGAGCUCACGGUACAACACUAGAUUCUUGGCAAAUCCUGUGCCAUGUGUAAACCAGUCAGGCCCGGGACAUGAUGUCAUUUCCUACUGAUGGACCAGGACCGGAGCAAAUUUUGUUCAGCUGUCAAAGAAUGAGUAGUGUGUAAAGUGGUGGUGUGUGUUACAGAGCACUAAGCCUUCUAGGACAGCACAAUGCUGCAUUCACAUCACACACUAUACCCAGUGUAAGCUGUUUAUUUAAAAGUACCACUGACUAAAACCCACCAAUCAGUAGAAAAUAAUAAUAAUAACUUAUAAAUAAUUAUUGUUCUUGUAUGAUGUGAAGGCAGCAGGAUGCUGUUCUCCCCUGUUGCCCCGGCAGGGUUACAGGUUAGCAGCAGGAUGACACUAACCUUUCUCAGGGUGUGUGUCUGUCGGUGUGUGUCUGUCGGUGUGUGUGUGUCUGUGUGUGCGUGUCUGUGUGUGUGUGUGUGUGUGUGACUGCAGAGAGACAGACAGGCUGAUGCACUGUUGAGACAGGGACAUGAUGGUUAUAUGCAAGAUUCUGGCUUUUUCCCUCGAGGCCUUAAUUUCUAUUUUCUAACUUCCAAAGUGGUGUUUAUCUUCAGGGCUGUCUUUCUUUAACACUCUGUCUCUUGCUGCUCCUUUCGUUCUUCCUCUUAUUUGUUUGUUCCAGUUAAUUCAAGUCUGACUGCCUGUGUGUUAUUAAUUCCAAAUGAGUUAGAAGCACCAACAACAUGUUCCCCUCUAGCUUUCUCAGCUCAUUUAUUUUUUUAAGUAUACGAGUGAGGAGGGUUUUAAAGAUAAAUGAUAUAGUCCUGAUCACAGCUAGAGAAUGUCUCCACAGUGUCUAUGUUUGAACACGGGGCACCAGGAUGGUCAGAUUACUAAGCAAACCCAAAAAUGAGAAGAGCUUUGGAUCUUUUCUCUUCUCUCUUUGGAUGGUAAGUUGUUUUCCAGGUGUUUUAUUGUGUGACAGUGAACUGAUUUGUAUAUAUUUUAAAUUAUUUUCAGGUCUUUGUAGCUUUCCAAUCUUUUUGACCAAAUAUACAUUGCUGUUUUAUUUUCUGCACUAAAUGUGUGUACAACGUUUCAACAGAAGUGUGCUCCCCUGUAGUUUUUAUGUCAAAUUCCCAGUCUUUAAUGACUGCUUUUAGUUGCUUUUGGUAGCUGACAGGUGCUUUUAAAUUGGUAUGUGCAGUUUGCAUAUACUGUCAUAGGUAAACUCUACAUGUAAUACUUUUAUUUAUAAAAAAAAAAAGAUGGAGCUUGCAAUUGACGCUGUUGGCCGUUUCUGUAUUAGCAACUUCUUAGUAAUGAUUUAAAACUAGCUGCUGACGUCACUACCAGAAUUGUAUUUAUUGUUGGCCAGCUGUGACAGGAGACGCCUCAUAAUGAUGAGUUUUGAUUUGAUUCUAAGCUGCAUCUGUCAACAUUGUACUGAGUCAUUUCCACAAACAUGAAGAGAUUAUUUUGGCAUCAGCCACAUGUUUUGGUUCCAUUUAAUUCAGAGAAAAUGUCUCUUAACUCUAAGGGUCCCAGGGCAACACAGCUGUGGGCUCCUCAGUUAGUCUUAUAUUAAUAUCCCCACUGUCACCAUAAUAUCAAGUGAAAUAUUAAAAGUCGACACAGGGUUCCUCUACAAGAAAUAAUUAGGUUAAAUGUACCCUUCUUAAAUCCCGCCCCUUUUUGCUCUGUGCUCCAAAAACAGUUGAGCAAGCCUCAGUCAGAACCUCAAUCAACUUUCUACUUUCCUGUACUUAGAUAUGCUAUGUGCUAGGCUAAUCUAUGUUGAAAAGACAACCUCAUCUUGAAGAAAAAGUUAAAAGUACAGGAAAGGAGAAAGUUGCUUGUUCAACUCUUACUAGUGCACACAGCAAAAAGGGGCGGGGCUUAGGAAGGGUCUGGUUCAAUUCUGGAGCCAAUUUAAAGACCAUACCGUUUGAGUUGAGAUUGUGUAUUAAUCUUGCAUAUUAUCAAAUCAGUACGCAAAUAGUCAGAUAAGCAAACCGGAAUUGCCACUCAGUGAACCUGGUGCUUCUGAGGGUCUGGGGCCCCCGGGGCAGCUGCCAGCCUCGCCCAGUUAAGAAUCUACUACUACUACUUUACUAUAAAUCUCUUUUCUGCAGGAUCCAAAACUUUUCUACCUUCGAGAUUUAUUUUAAUUCUGGUGCAGAUUGUUUUGCACAUGACAUUCCAAUUGGAAAUAUUGUUUUCCUGCUUACGCCAUAAUGAUCCCACCCUGUAAUAGUGCUCAGACCCCUCUACUCCCCCCUACCCCACCGCAGCUACACUGAAUGCACUGAAACAGAAGCUAUAUCUCUCAGUGCAACCAUUUUUAUUUGAACUGUAGUCAGAUACACAGCACACACAGACUUUAAAGGAGGAUUUGGAGCCCUUAAACCCAUGCAGUAGUAACGACAGAGCAAACAGCUGAUUUUCUUAUAAUCCCCUCAAAGAAUUUCUUUAACCCCUAAACCAAAGAUGGCUUGAAUUCUUCAUGUUCCCCCUGUACUUCACUAGCUACAUUUCAGCUGUUAUAUCUGAAAUAAUAUUCUCUAAAGUGCAUGUAAGUAUGCAACGAAUAAAACCGAAGCUAGAUUAUAGAAUUUGUGGGUUUAAAUUAGUUCCUGGAAUGAAAGUCUAUAAUUCCAGGAAAGGCCACGAUCAGAAGAUAAUGAGUUCACUUUGACAAUAUGCUGAGCACUUAGGACAAGACUACACAAAUUCAUCACCCAUGGGACCAACAAUGGGGACAGGAAAUAUUUCUGGACAUAGACCAACAGCAGAGGGUGUCUUUAAUGGGUCUGAAGCUCAGUGAGAUUGUCUGCUGCACCGAAUCACUAACUUCAACUAAUUUGAGUUUAAUUUUCCUGUCAACUGUGAAAAGCUCAGCGUAUGGCAUCGCACUGUACAUUUGAGGGGAGAUGAAUGAAAGUGUACAUUUUUGUUCCUACAAAGAGUCAGUGAUGCAGCAAAAAUCAAAGCAGCUCAUUUAAAAGUCUGGCUGAUGCAGAACAAAUGAGCCUUGUUUGUAAUGAAGUCAUGUCCACCCCUUGGCCUUGCUUUUAUGCUGUACAUUUUGGAGAAUGUUUAUUUUUUUAUGGUUGUGAAAUGUAGCUCUUUGAGCGUGUGUGUGCUCUCUGGUUCUGUUACAGCAGCAACAUAUCAGGGGUUAAAACCUUGACAUUGAUUACUCAAGUCUUGUUGUUUUCCUCAGCUCCUCCUCAACAUUUUUAAUAUGUCCUAUUUGAAACUAAUUGUGCUAAUUGACCCUUCCUAAGUCCCACCCCUUUUUGGAAUCUUGGUCAACUUCCUCCUUCACGGUACUGAGAUGUGCUAGGCUAGCCUUUGUUGAAAAGACAACCACAAUUUGAAGGUGGUUCAAAACUAAUCGCAAGACAUAUAUAUAGUCACAUCUUAAGUUAGCUAAUGUUAGCAGCUGAGGAAAUGAUUGACAGAUCGAUUGAUAAUGAAAAUAAUUGUGAGUUGUAGCACUAUUCUCAUCUGACCCUGGUUAAGACAGUAAAUGGGUAUUGCCCAUGUUGUAGUCUUUGUUGUAUUGAGAGGAAAAGCUCAGAGGUAAACAAAUGCAGGACUGUCUCAGGACAAAGCUGAACUAAUGUUAAAAUCCAUGUAUCCGUGUUCUUGGAGCCAAACUCUAAAAGAAGAUUAAGAAACACUAAUGAAAAGAGCUGCACAGAGCUCCCUUCUUAGUUGGUACAUGUAUCAGGCCUACUUCCACUGGGAGAGGAAAAUAGUUAAGUCAAUCUUAUGGGCUACCAAGUCACAAUCUCGAUUUACUAAAACAGAAUUGUGAGAUCUGCCAUUUCUGUCACACUGCACUUAGCUGCUAGUUUAUUAGCUAGCUAGCUAGCUAAAACUAAUACCGUACCAUAAUCCCACAGUCCUGCAAUAAAUAACCCCCUCACAAAGGUUAUAAUCUUCACUUUUUGCUUGAUUUUAGAAUUAUUUUGCUGCUGUUAAACUGUAUUUCAUUAUAGUGCAAGGUAUUUAUAAUAUUUAUAAAGGGACCUCAUGAAGGUAGGAUUUAUUUGCAUGACUUCAGCUAGGUGUGCCUACUAAAAAAUCUCCAAAUUUAGACAAUCCUAAUAUUAAAUAAAGUCUCAUAUCUGGUAUUCUAAUUUUGACUUUCUAUGUCAUAAUUUGGAUUCAUCAUGAAAAUGUUAAUUUUUUUGUCUUUCCUGACAUUUUUACAUUUCAGUUUUAUUUUUCUGGCAUAAAUGCGCUUCAGUACAAGCCAGCUGUCCAGUACAAGCCGUUUUGAAAAGAUGGAAUUGGAAAUGGAUGUAUUAAUGUUCUCUCUGACUGAAGAAGCUCCAGAACGUAAAUGUGGAGGUGAUGUGAGUGUCUGCUGUAACAGGACCAUUUCUUUCCACAUGGUUGGGUCCACAUUCCUGGGCUGCUUUUGUUCCAUUUUUACCUGAUUGAAAAACGUUUUCAAAGUUGAUUUUAUUAGAGUAAAUGAAGUGCCAAUGGUUGAUAUUUUCAUGGAAUAAAAAUGUUUCAACUAUAA